Messenger RNA from Ctenopharyngodon idella (grass carp), 1184 nucleotides. It is a transcript of the gene mrps2, whose product is annotated as mitochondrial ribosomal protein S2. Gene Ontology annotation, biological process: translation. The transcript has 4 exons. Gene Ontology annotation, molecular function: structural constituent of ribosome. The record is from RefSeq and is a predicted model, not a curated record. Lineage: Eukaryota; Metazoa; Chordata; Actinopteri; Cypriniformes; Xenocyprididae. Bases 1 to 918 code for a protein of 305 amino acids. Gene Ontology annotation, cellular component: mitochondrial small ribosomal subunit; ribosome.
AUGUGGUGUUUAAUGCAAACGGUUUUUAUCAGACCAAAGCACUGUAUGGAACAUCACUACCCACAAUUCUCUGCGCUUUUCCUCAAGCUCAGUGGGCGGAGCUCGAACGGAAACAUGGCAGCGGGCGUCUUAACUAGAGUAACGCAGGUUCUCCGGGGCCCUCGGUUGGUCUCCGCUGUGUUCUCGUGUCACGGACAGACAUUCAGCUCCGCAGCAGCUGCAGUCAAAUCAACGCCAGCAGCGAGAGACACCGCUGCUACAGAGAAAAUCCAGAACUUCCCACUUACUCAACCAGACUAUUUCCGCUUGUCUGAGCUCUUCACCAUGAAGGACCUGUUUGAGGCCCGUGUUCAUCUUGGACACAAGAAAGGCUGUCGACAUAGGCUGAUGGAACCGUAUCUGUUUGGCUCUCGUCUGGAUGUUGACAUCAUUGACCUCGAACAGACAGCAGAACACCUCCAGCGGGCGCUGAACUUCACGGCUCAUGUGGCGUACCGCGGUGGCAUCAUCCUGUUCGUCAGCCGCAGGCGGCAGUUCGGUCACCUGGUGGAGACGACGGCGAAGGAGUGCGGUGAAUACGCUCACACACGCUACUGGAAGGGAGGACUGCUCACCAACGCCCCUAUCCAGUACAGCCCCGGUGUGCGACUUCCAGACCUCAUCGUGUUCUUCUCCACGCUCAAUAACGUUUUCCAGCAGCACGUCGGGAUCCGGGACGCAGCCAAAAUGAAUAUUCCCACGGUCGGGAUUGUGGACUCUAAUUGUAACCCCAGCCUCAUCACCUACCCAGUGCCAGGCAACGAUGACACUCCUGUUGCGAUGGAAAUGUACUGCCGGCUAUUCAAAAUGACAGUUAACCGGGCAAAGGACAAGAGGAGACAGAUGGAGCUUCUCAAGGGGAUUUCAGGCUCCGUAUGAGGGAAGGUCAAUGAGCUUCAACAUCUCUGAUCAGAGUCUGUCCACAUUUAGAAAGUUCAAUGGAAUUAUAUGAGUCCAAGAAGUAACUGCAGUUCAAAUUCAGACAUAUUCAAUACAUAAAAAAAUAACCAUCCCAGAACUGAAGACGUCCAACAACUUAAUUUGCCAGUGUAAAAUCCAGUGGCUUCAAACUGAAUAUUUAUUGGUUUUGUUUUGAUUUCCAUUGCUUACUUGUUAUGAACCCAAUAAAGUUUCACAAAUCCAUA